AUGACUGACUCAUCAAAUGACAUUUCCUCAUUAUAUCCACCACCUCCCUCCUUUUAUAAAUAUUUCACGAAACAGAAUUUGGAAAAAUUACAACAUCUUGCUGCUACAGAAAGUAACAACAAAGAUGAAAAAGAAAAUAUCUUAAAUAAUGAUCCAGAGUUACAAUAUUUAAUACCACCGCCUUUGCCUGAAGAUGGUAGAUAUAGGUCGUUUGGUAACAUAUGGCAAUUGAAGGAUGAAUUACCAGACUUAAAACAAGUUGGCAUACCUCAACUAUAUAAAAAUAAUGACACUCAAGAUUACACAGACAAAAUAAAACAAUUAAAAAUACUAGUUAAAUCAUUAUUAUUGAAUUUCCUAGAACUAACUGGUUUAUUAAGCCUGGAUCCCUCUCAAUAUGAAAAAAAGUUGGAGCAUAUUAGAAUAAUAUUGAUUAAUAUACACCAUCUGUUAAAUGAGUAUAGACCCCAUCAAACAAGAGAAUCUUUAAUAAUGUUAUUAGAAGAUCAGUUGGCCUUUAAAAGAAAAGAAAUAAAUAAUAUCAAAUUAGUAUGUAAACAGGUGGAAGAGAAGCUAAAAGAAAUAUCCGAAUUGCCUAUUAAUGACAAUGAUGCUAACUUGACCACGUCAUCAUCUUAA
Saccharomycodes ludwigii is the source of this 639-nucleotide messenger RNA. It is a transcript of the gene MED7, whose product is annotated as mediator complex subunit MED7. Gene Ontology annotation, biological process: regulation of transcription by RNA polymerase II. Gene Ontology annotation, cellular component: mediator complex; core mediator complex. Gene Ontology annotation, molecular function: transcription coregulator activity. The transcript has a single exon. Bases 1 to 639 code for a protein of 212 amino acids. NCBI's taxonomy places the organism in Eukaryota, Fungi, Ascomycota, Saccharomycetes, Saccharomycodales, Saccharomycodaceae. The record is from RefSeq and is a predicted model, not a curated record.